GAAGUGGAGCUGAGAAGAUCCGUUACCUCGCUGACGCCCUGACUUCAGCCAUCGCUGCCCCACCUUCAGACAUCGCCCCGAUGCUCCACCCAGACCCCAUCCACGCUGUGAUGGCCGACGUGGAGCUGGUGAAGCGUAUGUUGCGGGCGGUGCUGCAGACGCAGCGCGGGGGCCUGCAGGGGCCCAGGCUGCAGGCCCAGUACAAGGAGCUGACCGGGGAGCACAUCCCCCACAGGCUGAUGGGCCAGCCCAGCCUGGACGCCCUGCUGGCCAGCAUGCCCUCUGUGGUCCGCAUGGAGCGCAACCGCACCGGGGAGGUGAUGUACUUCGCCUCCGACGCCAACGAGACGGCCCAGGUUGCCAAGGUGAUGGCUCGCCAGCGGUCGUCCAAGAAGCCGGGCCGCCCCCUGGUGGUCGACUGCCAGAUGAGGGUGAAGCCUGCCGCGCCCCUCGUCCUCAACGCCAAGCCCAGGACCUCUCUCAGACAGCCAGACCACCGGGGCCGGGGCGGGGCCGGGGGGGGGGAGGGCCAGGGGGCCGGGCGCCAUGGAGACUUCAGACAGAUGAGGGACGCCCAACCCGAAGGCAAGGCCGGUCAGCAGAGCACCAAUCAGAACAAGCCUUCUAAUCAGAACACGCCCACCAGGAAGUCUUCUGGUUCCUCUGAGAGGUCAGACAAGAGGAUGACCCUGCCGUCGAGGUUCCACAAGGAAGUCCACGCUCACCUCUCCAGGAACUCCUCGCAGGGCAGCCCCCUCUCCAACCUCAACGAGAGCCCUGGUUCGGGGAAGGGCAGGCCUCACCCUCCCAGCGCCUACAACUCCCAGGAGGUCCAGGGGCGCAUCCAGGAAGUGCUGACCAAGUACAGCAAUGGCUUCUGGGUGUCGAAGUUGCCCCAGAUGUACAAAGAGCUGUACAAAGAGGACCUGCCCCAGGAGGCCCUGGGCGACCUGGAGAAGUGGCCGACCAUCUGCACGGUGGAGAAACCCUGUAGCAGCAACCCCUCAGAGCUCCUUCUCUACCCUGCCAAAGACCCUCCCUCCUCCCCUCCCGCUGUCUCCCCCCCCACCUCCUCCCCUCCCGCCGUCUCCCCCCGAGUCUCCCCCCCCACCUCCUCCCCCACAGACAAACACUCCCCCGCCCCUCGGCGACCCCCAGCCGGCAGCCCCCCUCCCCUGACCCCGCCCUCCUGCUCCCCCGGGCCUCCCGGCCCCCCCGCCUCCCUCUCCCCAGACCUGGAGCAGAAGCUGGGGGAGCUCCUGGUGAAGUACAGUAACGGGCUCUGGGCCCACGCCUUGCCCAAGCUCUUCCAGGACACCUACAAGACCACGCUGCCCGACCACGUCCUCCAGAACCUGGCUCUCCUCUCCCACUUCUGCUCCGUGGACUACCCCAUGCCCGACAACCCCAAGCGGGCCAUCCUGUACCGGCGAGCACGGGGAGGCAGCGGAGGCGGAGGAGGAGGAGAGGAGGAGAAGCGUAACUGCACGGGCGAGGAGGAGAGGAGGGAGGAGGUGGGGAGGAGGCUGAGUCACCAGGCAGCACCUCCUCUCCUCCUCCCCCGGGAGGAGUACCCCUCUGUGCUGGUGGUGGAGGCCAGCAGCACCAACGCAGUCAUCCUUCGCUACAUCGGUGAGGGUUACUCCCAGGCCCAGGAGACCCUGGAGGACGAGAUGAGGGAGUUCUAUCGCAAGGACAACCAGCGCCGACCUUUGACCUCCCCGGCCUCAGGUCAGCUGGCGGCCGUCAGGGCCGAGGAGGAGGACGAGAUCCUCCGAGCGCAGGUCACAGAGGUCAUGGCCGACAAGGUCAAGGUGUACUAUGUGGAUCAUGGCUUCUCGGAGGUUAUCAGCAAAGGAAAAGUGUUGGAGCUGCAUGACAAGUUUUUCCAGCUUCCCCUCCAAGCGACCAGGUGUAAACUGGCAGGUCUAGAGCCGUUCUGUCAGGAGCCCGCCGUUCUGAAGAAGUUCGACGCCAUGGCCAGCGGGAAGAUCCUAUUGGCUGAGAUCCUGGAGAGGGAGCAGACCCCAUUGGUGGUCCUGUACGACACGUCGCAGGAUGAUGACGUCAACAUCAACGCCACGUGCAUGAAAGCUCUGCAGGACAGGACUCUGGCCAGCCCCCUGCAGGUCAACAGUGCCUACAUGAAUGUGACAGUGAGUAGUGUGUGUUCAGAUGGAACCAUCUACUGUCAGCUGCGCUCCCGAGGCCUGGUUAAACUGACGGACACCCUGGACAGGGCGGAGGCCUACUUCCACUCCCAGGUGACCUCAGAGUUCCUGGUGGCGAGGCCCUUCUGUGGGAAGGCCUGCCUGGCCAGGUACAAGGGCAAAUGGUCUCGUGUGGAGAUCACUAACCUGCAUGGCAGCCGCGUGCUGGACAUCCUGUUUGUAGACCUGGGGGUGCAGGCGUCUGUGGAGGUGUUUGAGCUGAGGGAGAUCCCUCCUCCCUUCCUGAAAGACCUCGUCACCAUCCCCCCUCAGGCUGUGAAGUGCUGUCUGUCUGACCUGGUGGUGUCCGUGGGCUCCUGGACACCUGAAGCCGUGCAGUGGCUACGAGACGCCGUGCUCAACUCUACUGACUGCAGCAUGAAGAUCGCCAAGAUGGACGACAGCAAGCGUUGCGCCCAUGUCCACCUGUUCCCCGACAAGAACUUCCACGACCCCUCGCGCAGCCUCAACCACAAGCUGGCCACCUCCGACCUCUUCAAACACCACCGAGACGUCUUCCUCUCUAGCCACGCCCCCUCCCCCGCCGCCCCCCUGCACCCACCCACUACCUCCACACCCAGGACCACCACCACCAACGGCAGCAGCACCACCCAAUCCUCCACCUCCAAGCUCCGCAGGGCCCACUCCGGCUCGGGGCCCAACCCAAGCAGAGGCACCCCUCCCCGGCCACGAUCCCCUCCCCGGCUCCCUGCCCUGCUGGAGGUCCCCCAGGUGGGCCAGAACCUGGACAUCUAUGUGUCGGUGGCCUGCCACCCGGGCCACUUCGUGCUGCAGCCCUGGAGGGACAUGUACAAGCUGGUGAUCCUGAUGGGGGAGAUGAUCCUGUACUACAACAAGAUGGAGGAGACGCCCGUCAGAGUGGAGAAGAACCAGGUGUACGCGGCCAAGGUGGAGAACAACUGGCACCGUGUGCUGGUGAAGGGCGUGCUGACCAACGGGCUGGUGUCCGUGUACGAGCUGGACUACGGCAAGCACGAGCUGGUGGGCGUCGCCAAGCUACGCCCCCUCAUCAAGGAGUUCCGGCAACUUCCCUUCCAGGGCAUCACUGCUCAGCUCGCAGGGGUGAAGCAGAGGCAGUGGUCGGAGGCGGCCUCCAUCGUGUUCCGGAACCACGUGGAGAAGAAGCCCCUGGUGGCCCAGCUGGAGGUGGUGCAGGAAGCGGAGCAGCCCUGGGACAGGAAGCUGACCGUGUUCCUGGUCGACACCUCGCAGGAGGAGUGCGACGUCUGGGUCCACGACAUCAUGGCGGAGUUCGCCACCGAGCCGUAGGAGGGGAGGGGGCGGUUGCCGGGGGCUAUGUCACCGUGGGAGGAGGGGGGGGGGUCAGAAGGCGUUGCCGGGGGCGACCGGGAGGAGAGGAUGGACGCGGGAUGAGACUUGUGACGGUUGUGUUGUGCUUGAGUGAAGAUGUGAACUUACCUGCUGCACACUCGCGCGCUUUCGCAUGGUCAUGUGAUUGAAGCUAUGCAUUACCCUCGUGCUGGUAAGUUUGAAGCUUUGCGCACAUGACUUUUAAUUAGAUCAAGCUGUUGAAUCCAUCGAGGGUUGCUGUGAUUGAACCCUGGAGCGGACUACACAGAGGAAAGCUUUCUCUUGAUAAAGCUGUCGAAUACAUCUACCAUUAACCUCUGGUUUCAAAAGUGUGAUGCAAUCUUAAAUAAUGCACAGUAUAGGGUUAGGGUUAGUGGUCAGAGAAUGUGGUUUCAGGGCCUUGAAAGAGGCCUCAGAAAUUGGGCCGGUCUUAAAGUUUACUAAAGUUCAAAACAUUCCUUUUCUUGGAUGUUGAUGUGACAGAAGACAUGUUGUCUUUUCCACUCAUGUGACUUUUGGUUUCGAUUCUUAUUUAUUUUUUCCCAUUUUUGUGUCAAGACAAUAAGACGACUGCAGAUGCCUGCAUGAAAAGUAGCUGGAUUUUGUGAAUAACAUAGUUUGAUGCUAAUAUAUGCUUACUGUUAGUGUUGAAUGAAUAUUACACUCAAAUCUAAUUUGUUUUCAUGAAAGCGCUUGGCAAACUUUAGAGUGGAAUAGUGCUUUAUGGUGAGGAAGCCUAGCUUUGAUGCUAGUGAAACUCCAAACCCAGGACAGUGUUAUGUGGACUUCAGGAGCCUGGCUGCUCUAAUUAGCCGUUUCAUUCUUGAUCAUCUCUCUUUGGUUCAAAUAAACAUUGGAGGUUAAUAGAAUCAUGAAGAAAAAGGUUUUUGAAAUAAAGCUACAAGGAGA
Messenger RNA from Osmerus eperlanus (European smelt), 4451 nucleotides. It is a transcript of the gene tdrd7b, whose product is annotated as tudor domain containing 7 b. Gene Ontology annotation, cellular component: P granule. Gene Ontology annotation, biological process: piRNA processing; spermatogenesis; P granule organization. The record is from RefSeq and is a predicted model, not a curated record. NCBI's taxonomy places the organism in Eukaryota, Metazoa, Chordata, Actinopteri, Osmeriformes, Osmeridae.